CGUUAAGCCUGUAGCACCACACCGUUUUCGAAACGAAGGACACUCCUUUUUCUCACCCGCCACACCCCCCAACGGCCACCAACGGUUUCAUGUUCUUUUCUAUCUCUUCCCAAUGGAUUCCAUCGUCCACGCAGCUCUCGAAGAGAUCUGCUCACAAGGCGUUAAUGGACUCACCCUUCCAAUCCUCUGGCCUAAACUUCAAUCUCCACUCUCCUCUCAGGGCCUCCAUCUAUGCCCCAACGUGAAAAAGGCGCUAUGGACCAACCUCCUCAACAUUCCGGGCCUUCAAUUUGGAUCCCAAGGCGUUUCUUUCAACCAUCAAGACCCUUCAAUUCAGUCAAUCGAAGAGUCUGAGAAGCUGAAUUUGAAGAUUGUCGCCGCCGAGCAUCUUCGUAACAGCUUCGUCGGUAUUUACGAUAUCAAGGCCUCUGAUGCCAGUAUAUCUCAGCCCCAGCGUCGUGCGCUGGAACGCCUAGCUAUUGCUAGAACAAAUGGAAUUACCCAAAGUGAACUUGCUAAGGAAUUUGGCAUGAAAGGGAACAACAUCUUUUAUGUACUGAGGAAUCUUGAAUGCCGCGGGCUGAUUGUGCGGCAGUCAACAAUUGUGAAGAAAAAAGAAGCCUGCAAUGAAAGGGAGCCAAAAAAUAGUUCAAUUGUGGCCACCAACAUGCUCCACUUGUACCGUUAUGCAAAGCACUUGGGUACUCAACAAAGGCUUGAAAUAACCAAAGAGGACAAAACAUUGGAAAAUGACAAUGCUGAAGGAAGUGCUGUGAGUGUUGAUGGUGUUGCUGAAGAAUGUAUCAAAGAGGAUGUGCACGUAAAAGAUUAUCUACCGGCUUUGAAAGCUAUCUGUGAUAAACUUGAAAAAGCUGAUGGCAAGGUACUUGUUGUCUCAGAUAUUAAGCGAGACCUUGGUUAUAAAGGAACUUCUGGGCAUAGAGCCUGGAGAAAUAUCUGUCACAGGUUGAAAGAUGCUCGUGUGGUUGAGGAGUUUUAUGCGAAGGUGAACAAAAGGGAGGUCAGCUGUUUGCGACUGCUAAAGGAGUUUUCUCCAAAAAGCUUUGAGCCAAAAACUCCGGGAUGCGGAUAUGAUGAUCUUGAUACAGAACAACUUGCGAAAAUGGGAAAGAGAGGGCAAAUCACUGAACAACUUGUAGAACUUCCAAUCGAAUAUCAAAUUUAUGAUAUGAUUGAUGCUGAAGGAUCAAAAGGGUUGACAAUUACCGAGUUGCAGCAUGUUUAUAUAACGAAUAGAGUUUCUUGUCUUCAUUCUAUGCAUGGACUUGUUUUACCAUUGGUUUUGAACAGCUACACCUUCUUUAAAUUGGUAGAUAUAAAAAUGAGUACCAUAAAAUGGUUUGAGCUUCUUAAAACUGGGACUGACCAAGGCAACAUGCCUUAA
Ilex paraguariensis (yerba mate) is the source of this 1405-nucleotide messenger RNA. The record is from the annotation of a GenBank genome assembly. Lineage: Eukaryota; Viridiplantae; Streptophyta; Magnoliopsida; Aquifoliales; Aquifoliaceae.